CUACACCUUGCUUUAUUUUAUAGAGUAUCAGAUAUAAAGCCCUACCAGUGACAAAUGUUUCCUUUUUUUUUUCCUAAUAUGCACAUUCCACAAUAUUUUUCAUUUAACAGUCUUAACUUUUUGAUCAAAUAAGAAACUUAUUUUAUAGGCUUGCUUAAUUUGAGACUAGCUAGGAUGAAACUGAAGAUACCAUCCAAUAACCUUUGUAAAUGUUUGCUUUAUAUGUUUCUUGGGAAGCUUCACAGGCCAAUUACUUCAGUUUCCAUAGUGAGCCGGUUUUGAUGUCUUUGCCGUUCAACACACAUCCUGUUAAGAGUUGUCAUUAACUCUGUUGUCGUCUUUGUUCUGCACAGUGCCAAGCACUGAGAGAGAGUCCUAAUCAAUACUAAGUAACAAUGGAUGGUUUUUAGCCGUAAUUCCAGGUUUAGCUAUCAUGGAUGAAACAGAUCAGAAGAAUGCAGGAGCUUUUUCUUUCCCCUCUGGUUUCAGAAGGCUUAGUGUCUAUGCUCUCCAGACUGGCUUUCAGCAUUUAGUCCUGAAACCUCUGUGUCCUGCUAUAAAACAUUAUUUUUCUGAAGUUUCCAGUCCCAGCUAUUCAGACCAGGACUACCUACAAGAUCUGUCCCCAAGAGACAACCUACCCAUCGACUGCUCCAACAAACGCUACCUGGUAGACGUGUUUGGGUCCUGCACCACAGUUUACGGAAACAAGCCUGAGGGUUGGUAUGAAUUCGGUUGGGGUCAGAUUGGUGUCUUCAUCAGUGGUUUCCAACUGUUGAGGCCGGGCUCCUCGCUACCCGACACCCCCGAUCCCGGCGGGAGUCUGCGGGCUCUGGGGACUUCGCGAGAGGAAACGUCAGGUAAACGCCAGCGCAUCUCCCUAAUGAAGGACGAGAUAAAAUCGCCGGCGCUGACAACACCGCUUCAUCCCGCCGGGCCGGAGCCCGCCCUGGGGCUGGGUCGCCACCGCCUCCCCUCAGCGCCCGCCCCGCCGCCGCCGGGAGAGAGCGUGGAGCGGCCGGAACGGAGCUCCGCUGCGUGA
Molecule: messenger RNA, 1042 nt
Organism: Grus americana (Whooping crane)
Lineage: Eukaryota; Metazoa; Chordata; Aves; Gruiformes; Gruidae
Exons: 4
Coding region: 434-1042 (202 amino acids)
Source: RefSeq, a predicted model, not a curated record